Messenger RNA from Folsomia candida, 2625 nucleotides. Its product is annotated as galactosylgalactosylxylosylprotein 3-beta-glucuronosyltransferase S. Gene Ontology annotation, biological process: chondroitin sulfate proteoglycan biosynthetic process; carbohydrate metabolic process. Gene Ontology annotation, cellular component: Golgi membrane. The record is from RefSeq and is a predicted model, not a curated record. Bases 811 to 2229 code for a protein of 472 amino acids. Gene Ontology annotation, molecular function: galactosylgalactosylxylosylprotein 3-beta-glucuronosyltransferase activity. The transcript is spliced from 8 exons. Lineage: Eukaryota; Metazoa; Arthropoda; Collembola; Entomobryomorpha; Isotomidae.
UUGGUUGGUGCGGAUCGGGGUAUACUACCCGGGUAAAAUUGGACCCUUGAGUUGUUCAACCUUUGCCAACGAUGUUGGUUCGUACAAUACAACAGUGGUCUGAACUGAAUGCAGUUCAGAGAGCUUAACUCGUACUCGUGCUUAAUAUUUGAGUGCGGGAUGUGCAGUAGGACAAAAUAGUGGUGGUUUGGUUGCAAAUGCAUUUGUACUACUGCAUAGAAGUCGUUAUACGUACACUUUCUGUAAGUAAUAAGAAAGAAGAAAGGUCUAAGUGAGUGAGUUGACGGACACUGUAAAAUUAUAGGAUAAGAGGAAAAAGGAAUAAAUGGUGAGUUCACUGCGGUAUUUUCCAUCAGUCGGUUUGAGUUCUUUUACGAGGAGAGGUGGCUUAAAUUCGUUCAUUCAGUUUGUGCUACCCUACACCCAUUUGCUUACUUCUCUGUAAAGAGAGAGAAGAUUUGCAUCGGUACUGCCUCCUUCGACCCAACAAUAUCCGUACACAAGGACAAGGAACAUCUGCCUCUGACUAAAGUCCCCUAAAAAUGGAGGAGGAGAUUUUCCUAGAAUAGUAAGUGUAUAACCCUUGUGAACUUAAAACUGUUUGGCUAAAUUUCUUUAACACGAGUACGAAAGUAAAACCAUUUACUUAAUCCCACAUGAAAAUGUGAGACGGACAAAAUUAGCCAACUCAGGCACAAAUCCGUAUCAUCGUCGUGUGUGGUCAGUCAAGUGUUAGUGGUUGGUGGACAAUGCAAUCUUCUCACAAUGGCUAAUUUUCCUGGAAUCCAUCUAUAACAAAUAUUACUAAACAUGAGAAACAUUAAGAUGUGGCGGACCCGGCUGCGACCACUGAUUUCAAGUCUGAUCCUAUUCGGUCUGGGGGUCACUACUUGUCUCAUGUUUGUUCAAAUGAGUCAAAACGGACUGGACGGACCUGCCGUUUACACAAAUUCUCAAGAGUAUCAAUCUCCCCAACAACUUCAGCAGACACAACAAGAAGCUCCUUGCGACUCUGCUCCUGCUCUUGGAAAUGUGAUCGCGAGUGGGGAAACUGCUGAUAAGAAGAGACGCAGGGUCAACAGUAUUAUCGGUGGUGAUGCAAAUAAUGAUGGAAGCAGUGAUACGAAAACUAUGAAAAACUCUAACCACAAAAAUAUUCCUGGUGGUGGUGGUACUAAAAUAGGAGGAGGAAAAUAUUUAGCGGAAGCUGUCAUAGCUGACUCGUCCAUUAUGAAAAUUGAUACUUUGAACCCUUCUGAUGCUGCAAAUAGAGGGAUUUUUAUCAAAUCUUCUCAGUCUGAGACAUUAAAUGAUAUUUAUUCAAAUGAUGAAAAUGAUAUUAACGAUGAAAACGGGCCUACCGUGUGGGUGAUAACACCCACAUUUUACAGACCCGAACAGAAACCUGAGCUUACUCGACUUGCCCAAGCAUUACUUCCACUUAAAAAUUUUGUUCACUGGAUUCUCGUCGAAGAUAUUAGUCACGGAAGCGAAUUGAGUUUUAAAGAGUUGGAAACAUUUAUUUCGACUAGAUUUUCUACCAUUAAGCAUACCAUUUUGAAAUCUGUACUUCCCAAAAGUACGACAAAGAUUGUGGGAAGGCCGAGAGGGGUUGGGGGUCGUCGGGCUGCAAUUGACUGGCUGAGGAAACAUUUUGAGCACAAAAAAUCUACGGUUGAGGGUGUGGUGUAUUUUGCCGAUGACGACAACACUUAUGACUCUGACAUUUUUCGGCAGAUGCAGGGGACCAAGAAAGUGUCAAUGUGGCCCGUUGGCCUUGUCACCGACUUUGGUGUGAGCUCGCCAAUCGUCCAAAAUGGAAAAGUGGUGGGCUUCUAUGAUGGUUGGAGUGGGCUUCGAAAAUUCCCCGUGGACAUGGCCGGUUUUGCAAUCAACGUUCAACUUUUCCUUGAUAAACCCGACGCGUCAAUGCCGUGGGUUGCAGGGUAUGAAGAAGACGAAUUACUGAAAAGUCUGGGUAUCACGAUGAAAGACAUUCGACCUUUAGCAAACAAUUGUACUGAGAUUCUUGUAUGGCAUACAAAAGCCAUUCGACACACUUGGCCGAAACGACCAAAAUCUAUGAAACCUGGAUUGUUGACGAGUACAAAUUUACUUCAAUUAUUACAGUCUCUUCCACAAAAAAGUCUUGCGGGGCUGGGUGCCAAUUCCAACAAGGCCGGGACGGGAUUCUCCUUCCUCAACAUGAUCUUUGGGGGUCUCCAGUAAACUAUUGGCUGUGACACGUUCUGCCUAUUUAUCCUGAUCCAAUGGUAGUAAAUGGAGGUUGUUAUAUGAUGACGCAACCCCACGGAUAAGCGAGAUUGGGAUCGGCGUCUUACGUACCAGAUUGCCGUAUCAGCAUACGUACGUAAAUGCUAUGUUAAUUCUCGGGUCAAGAUUCCGAUGACCUCUUCUUCUCUCUUUCUUGUCAGCCUAUAAAUAUCCUAUUUGUAUGUACGUGUUGAUCUGUAAAAUCACUACUUUGAAUUAUACUAUGUAUGUACUUAUUUACACUUGUAUUUGACGAUGAUCUAUACCAAAAAGAGUAUUAUAUAUGUAUUUAUAUAUAUUAUGUUAUUGUCCCGAGUUUCGAUUAAAAUAAUAAGCAAGCAAUUUAUCAAA